AUGAAUAAUAAUCAAAAUGAAACAUUAAGAUUUUGUGAUUGGCGUAUAGAAAUUUAUGGUUGCUUUAUGAGUGAUAUGUUUUCAAUGGAAGCAAUUACCUCAUUGAUAACUUAUGCAAUUUUAGCAAUUAUUGGAACAGCCACGUUUAUUUAUCGCUAUAAAUAUACGUGGAAAGGAUUGUUCAUUAAUCAUUACGGCGGAUUAAGGCCAUUGCCUGUUGACAAUUUAUUGUUUUUUUGGACAAUCGCCUGUUAUUUACGCGGAUUGCAUUCACUAUUGAUGUUAUUGGACGUUUACACAAGCUAUCUACAAAAAGAAGCGGUCCAAGAGAUUGGUUGGACUGUGCUAUGUUAUGGAGCUGUAACUUAUAUAAUUGGUAUAAUCUAUACAAUUCCAGUCAAUUACUCUCAUUCAAAUAAUAGUGAGAAUGACGAUAGUAACAAUCUUUAUAAAGUGCGCACCAUAUACAUCCCAUCAUCUAAAGUCUUAAAUAUUUUAUUAUGUUGUUGGUUACUGUAUCCUACUUUAACAUGUUUUCCAUUUGCAAUGUUAUCUGGAAUUUCAAGAGAUAACGGAAAUGAUCGAUUGGCAGACAUUUGGACAAUGGCACAAUACAUAGCUUACACAUUUCAUGAUUUAUUAUUAUCAACGGUUGGGAUCUACUAUGGCAUUAAUUUUAUUUUAAUAUUAAAUAAAUCAUCAGAACAAUUUAAAUCUUCUACACCUUCAUCUGCUUCACAAUCAUCCACCACAAGGCUUGAAAAAUCAACAACCAGCUAUAACUAUACAAACAAUAAUGUUUCACGCGUAGCAUUGGACAGGCUUAAAUAUACAAUGACUUAUAUUGCCAUAUUGCCUUUAAUUGCUGCACCUUGGUGGUUUUUUUUUGGCGUUUACCGUGUUAAAUUUAUCAGUUCAGCAGGUUUAUCCAAUUUAUUUUUAUCUUCAAUGUGGCAUGUAACUGGUAUACAGCCACUAAUGGCAGUGUUUCAAUAUAUAGUAGUAAAAGGUGCAUAUCAAGAUUAUAAAAAAUAA
Messenger RNA from Entrophospora sp. SA101, 1035 nucleotides. The record is from the annotation of a GenBank genome assembly. Lineage: Eukaryota; Fungi; Glomeromycota; Glomeromycetes; Entrophosporales; Entrophosporaceae.